UGAGCAAAGUCAAUGGAGGGAAGUAACACCCAAUAUGUACUCAGGGUUCUGCACACACCUCCAGCCAGGUAUAAAACAAGCAGUAUGGAAGGUGAUCAUUACAUGCAUGUUAAGGCACAGUUAACAGGGUACUACAAACUGUCAACCAAUCAGUGUUUUUCAGAGUCAAAAUGGCAAAAUACAAGGUGACUGUGCACACACACAACAUCGCAGCUGCCACCACGAUGAACAACGUCUUCAUCAAGCUGAUUGGCGAAAAAGGAGAGAGCAAGCGCACGUGGCUCACUAGCUUGAAUGGAGGAUUCUAUCAAGGCACAGGGUCUCGUGAAUUCGACGUGGUGUGCCCCUUUUCACUCAGCAAGCUGGUGCUGAUAGAGCUGGACAAACAGCCCCUCCCACUCUUCCCCCUGGAUGCCUGGUUCCCGUCCAAGGUUGUCGUGAUGACGCCAGAGGGAGACACAUGCCAGUUCCCCAUCUACCGUUGGAUUAUGGACACGGAGGUGCACCUGUUCAGAGAGGGCACAGCUAAAAGACUCUGUGAUGAAACUAAUCAUCUUGCCAGGUACAGCAGGGAACUGGAGAUGAAGACGAGAACUGAGCAGUACUGCUGGGAUACCUACAAGGAGGGUUUCCCCGGCAGCAUGAAGGCAAACAACCCUCUGGAUCUUCCCAGCGAGAUCCAAUUCUCGUUCACCAAGGCCACCCAGUUCCUCUUCACCGCCACCACCGGGAUCACUGAGCUGAAACUAAUGGGGUAUUCUGACAGCAAGAAGAGCUGGAAAAACAUUGAUGAAAUCAGCAAUGUCUACCUCAAUAGAACUGUCAUCUCAGACUACACACAGAAGCACUGGAAGGAAGAUGAGUUUUUCGGGUACCAGUAUCUGAACGGCUGCAACCCCAUGUUGAUCCGUCGCUGCACGGAUUUGCCGGCAAAUUUCCCUGUCACAGGAGACAUGGUCAAGCCCUCUCUUCGUGGAUCGUCCAGCCUCCUAAAGGAAUUGCAGGUACUGUACAGUAUGUCAAAAUGGGACUCAUUGUUAAAAGUUGCCUAAAUUAUUGCAGUACCA
Oncorhynchus masou masou (cherry salmon) is the source of this 1067-nucleotide messenger RNA. RefSeq names its product polyunsaturated fatty acid lipoxygenase ALOX15B-like. The transcript has 7 exons. Lineage: Eukaryota; Metazoa; Chordata; Actinopteri; Salmoniformes; Salmonidae. Gene Ontology annotation, molecular function: oxidoreductase activity, acting on single donors with incorporation of molecular oxygen, incorporation of two atoms of oxygen; metal ion binding; protein binding. The coding region runs from base 171 to 1052 and encodes 293 amino acids. Gene Ontology annotation, biological process: lipid oxidation; lipoxygenase pathway; arachidonate metabolic process. The record is from RefSeq and is a predicted model, not a curated record.